This is a messenger RNA of Postia placenta MAD-698-R-SB12, 531 nucleotides long. RefSeq lists its product as hypothetical. The annotation marks the transcript as partial. Lineage: Eukaryota; Fungi; Basidiomycota; Agaricomycetes; Polyporales; Adustoporiaceae. Gene Ontology annotation, molecular function: tripeptidyl-peptidase activity; endopeptidase activity. The transcript is spliced from 3 exons. Gene Ontology annotation, biological process: proteolysis. The record is from RefSeq and is a predicted model, not a curated record.
UUGGCUCUGACCUCUCUCGCUGCCGCCGCUCCCGGCUCGCCCAGCGACUGCGCUCACAAGGUCAAAGAGUCCGUCGCCCCUCCUCGUGGAUGGACCAAGACCAAGGCCGCUCCUGCUGAUCAUCUCAUUGAGCUGCGAAUCGGCCUGCCACAGCCCAACUUUGCGGUGCUGGAGCAGCACUUUGACCCAUUCCAUGAACGUUAUGGUGUACACCUGUCCAAAGAAGAGGUAGAAGCCCUCGUAGCGCCUCACCCCGAGAGCAUCCAGCUCGUCGACGAAUGGCUUGCCUCUCAUGGUAUUCCAUCGGACGCGCUGUCCCGUUCGCCGGCUCAGGAUUGGGUUACCAUCCGAAUUCCGGUCUCUAUGGCCGAGGAAAUGAUGAAGACGGAAUAUCACGUCUGGGUCCACGAUGCAAGCGGCGCCGCCCUCGUGCGCACAACCUCCUACAGCCUCCCCGAGCACCUCCACGCGCACGUCGACGUCGUGCAGCCCACGACGUCCUUCGCGCGCUUCAGGCGCGACGCCGCGACG